GCGCAGAGGAAAUGGCGGCGCGGCGCGUGCGGGUGUGCGCGCUCUUCCUCCCGGCGCUGCUCCUGCUGCUGCUGCUGCCGCGGCGCGCGGCCGGCCACGGCGGCAAGUACUCGCGGGAGAAGAACGAGCCCGGGCCCGAGUUCCGCAUGGAGAAGCUGAACCAGCUGUGGGAGAAGGCCCGGCGGCUCUCGCUGUCCCCGGUGAAGCUGGCUGAACUCCACUCGGAUCUCAAGAUCCAAGAGAGGGACGAGCUCAGCUGGAAGAAGCUCAAGGUCGAGGGCUUGGACGAGGACGGGGAGAAGGAGGCCCAGCUCGUGCACAACCUCAACGUGAUCCUGGCCAGGUACGGGCUGGACGGCAGGCAGGACGCGCAGGCUGUGCACAGCAACGCCCUCGAGGACAGCACCCUGGACGAGGGGCUGGACGACCCCCGGCUGGAGAAGCUGUGGCAUAAGGCGAAGACCUCAGGGAAGUUCUCCCGGGAAGAGCUGGACCGGCUGUGGCGGGAAUUCCUGCACCACAAGGACAAAGUGCAGGAGUACAACCUGCUGCUAGGCAUGCUGAGCCAGACAGAAGAGUUGCAGACCAACGCCAUUGGCGCGGCUGAGCCGAGCCCUGUGCCCAGCGAGAGCCGGCACCGGGAGCUGAAGGACCGGAUGCGCAGCAUCAACCAGGGCCUGGACCGGCUGCGGAGGGUCAGCCAGCAGGGCUACGGUGCCGACGGCCAGGCCGACUUCGAGGAACCCCGGGUGCUGGAGCUGUGGGACCUGGCCCAGUCGGCCAACCUCAGCCGAAAGGAGCUGGACUCGCUGCGGGAAGAGCUGAAACAUUUUGAGGUGAAGUUGGAAAAGCACAGCCAUUACCAGAAGCAGCUGGAGCUGUCGCAUGAGAAGCUGCGGCAUGUGGAGCGCCUGGGGGACCAGGAGCACCUGCGGCGCAACCAGGAGAAGCAUGCGCAGCUGGAGGAGCGGACCAAGGAGCUGGGCUACAAGGUGAAGAAGCACCUUCAGGAUUUGUCCAGCAGGAUCUCAAGAGCUCGGCACAAUGAACUGUGAGGGCGCCAGGCGGCCAGCAUGGAGGAGGCGGCCCAGCCGAGGAGGUGAGGGUGGCAGGCUGCUCCCGGCAGGAAGACUGACCCCAAUGCUGGACAAGGCAUGUUCCCCACCUGCCGGAUGAGGCGUGUCCCCACCUGUGGUGGGCCAUCUGUGGUGACGGGCCACGCCCUGCCGCACUGUCCCCUGUGAGGACCUGGCUAGGCAGUGGGACCACAUGUCUGCCAGUCGUUGUCUGCCCUGAGAUGCCAUGUACAGCGCCUUC
Messenger RNA from Ochotona princeps (American pika), 1317 nucleotides. It is a transcript of the gene LRPAP1, whose product is annotated as LDL receptor related protein associated protein 1. The transcript is spliced from 8 exons. Gene Ontology annotation, cellular component: endoplasmic reticulum-Golgi intermediate compartment; plasma membrane; endoplasmic reticulum. Gene Ontology annotation, biological process: negative regulation of receptor internalization; negative regulation of very-low-density lipoprotein particle clearance. Lineage: Eukaryota; Metazoa; Chordata; Mammalia; Lagomorpha; Ochotonidae. Bases 12 to 1055 code for a protein of 347 amino acids. Gene Ontology annotation, molecular function: very-low-density lipoprotein particle receptor binding; lipase binding; low-density lipoprotein particle receptor binding. The record is from RefSeq and is a predicted model, not a curated record.